This is a messenger RNA of Aspergillus saccharolyticus JOP 1030-1, 777 nucleotides long. RefSeq lists its product as uncharacterized. The coding region runs from base 170 to 676 and encodes 168 amino acids. Lineage: Eukaryota; Fungi; Ascomycota; Eurotiomycetes; Eurotiales; Aspergillaceae. The record is from RefSeq and is a predicted model, not a curated record. The transcript has a single exon.
GGUCCGGAUAAAGUACCGUCUAGUUUAGCAGCAGUUGACAAUGAAACCCUUUUUUUUGCCAUCGCUGAUGGGGUCCGUGAGCCUUGGCCGAUGAUGUCGGAGAUGCGAGCCCGCCAAUUAACUUGCAGAAAAAGCAUCGUCCACGAAACGGACGCCAUCUGAGAUAAGGAUGUCGAAAUGGGGCCUCAUGAUUUUCGUGUUGAGAAACAAACUGGACGAAAUUGACCCAGGUCAGUAUUCGUAUGUGCAAAGGGUCCUGAGCGGAGAGUGGCAGGUGAAGGAGGAGAAAAAGAGGAGAAGAGGCGGAAAGGAGAUCAUCCAUGAUGUAACAUUCACCCUCCAACCAGUGAAUCAGAAGUCGCACCCAGUCCGCGGCAAUGCAGCCCAGCCCUGCAGAUUCCCGGUCCCAAUUUUCUCGUUUUCUUUUUUAUUUUUAAAUUCUUUUCUCGCCUACACAUACUUUCAUGCAGCGGCUGAGUCAACUUAUUGCAUGACCCUUUGUUUGCCAUCCACAGGUGGGUUGAGAAGUAUAUUCUCGUAUCUUAUACUUCACAUCCUUCCUUCCUUUCCUUUCAACUUCACUAUCGCAAAAGGAUCAGCAGCCCCACCGCGUCAUAGUGACACCAAUCGCAAAAGUCCCUUUCAUCUUCUGAUCUCAAACGGUUGCAUAUCAUAAACCAACAAAGCAUAUAAGGUUUCACGGCCACCAGCGAUCAUUUCUCUAGUCCACCAUAAUUGCUAGGCUUCACCUCCAACUUCUUUCUGAAAUACCCUCGA